Nylanderia fulva is the source of this 3452-nucleotide messenger RNA. RefSeq names its product thrombospondin type-1 domain-containing protein 4. NCBI's taxonomy places the organism in Eukaryota, Metazoa, Arthropoda, Insecta, Hymenoptera, Formicidae. Gene Ontology annotation, cellular component: extracellular matrix. Gene Ontology annotation, biological process: extracellular matrix organization; proteolysis. The record is from RefSeq and is a predicted model, not a curated record. Gene Ontology annotation, molecular function: metalloendopeptidase activity.
GUCGCGGCAGCGCUCGUGCGCGCCACACACGUCCGGCAGUCCGUCCUUCCUGUCGAGUUCACGCGGAGACCGGAAGUUGCGAUCUCCUUUGGAGACAACCCCUCGUACCGUGCACCCUUUUAUCGAGACGUCACGUAGUGGUUUUUUUUUUUUUAUUAUUGUAAAGGAACCAUAAUUAGGGGACUUUUCAUUUUUAAAUCGAGAUCGUCGACGCAGGUCCUUUUUUUGUAGGAGUGCGCGAGGAUUUUUUUUUUUAUGGGACAUGUGUGCCACGUGGAUCGAACCGGAAGAUCCACCUGCUGCUGUGGCUAUCGAGUGGGAUUAGGCGAGCAGGCACGACGGAUGGCCCAAGCCUCGGAGCAAAUCUUCCAUGGACCGUCGAAAAUCAGAGGAUGAGUCGCUGUUGUCAAGUAACUUUCCAGGAUUCCCGCGUCGACGAUAUCGCCGGCGAUCAGCUGUGAUCAGGAUGGAUCUAGGAUCGAUUCUAGCUCUGAUAAUGCUGAGUGCAGCCGGUGUCUCGUCCUCUCACAUGCCCGAAAAGUAUCCUAUAGAAGUGUAUCAUAUGUUACAAGAAAGAACGCAAUUUGGAAUUGGACGUGAUAACAGGGUGAGAGGAACUUGGGGCACGUGGAGCUCGUGGAACGAUUGUUCCCGAUCGUGCGGCACUGGUAUCCAAUCUCAAUCUCGCGAAUGCGUCCCUUUACGGAAACUUUUGAGAAAACGAAGUAUUAUCUCGGAAAAUAGUACGAGCAGCGUCAGACCUAUCUGUAUCGGUACAUAUAAACGCUAUCACACAUGCAAUACACAGGAAUGCCCGAACUUUACGGAAGACCUGCGGGCGGAACAGUGUGCCAAGUACAACGGGAGAAACUACAAGGGUCGCAGUUACGUCUGGGUGCCUUUCGUAGACGCGCCGAACUCCUGUGCGCUCAAUUGCCGUGCAGUCGGCGAACGUUUUUACGCAACGCUUGAACCGGCAGUAAUGGAUGGCACGCCCUGCGACGCUCCGAAUCUUCGCGGACGCAGCAGCAGCAACAGCGGGAUUUCGAUGGAACGCAACAGCGAACGGUGGCUCUGCGUCGCCGGACAAUGCAAGCCUGUAGGAUGUGACGGGGUGGUGGGUUCCGGCGCGACGAUGGAUGCCUGCGGCGUGUGCGGUGGCCAGGGUAGGGGAUGCAGGUUGUUCGAAGGCAUCUUCAUGGAACCGAUUUUGCCCAAGGGUCAUCAGCAGGUGACCACGAUUCCCAAGGGCGCUAUGUCACUCAACAUAUCCGAGCUACGAUUCAGCAGCAAUUUUUUAGCGUUGAGAGACAGUAACGGCAGUUACAUCCUAAACGGACCGUGGUCUUACAGUCCCAGUGGUACUUAUAAAGCGGCUGGUACGAUAUUAACAUACCAGAGGGGCGAUAGGAACCGUAUGGAGUGUAUCUUGGCGACUGGACCGUUGAACGAGUCUUUGCAUUUAGAGAUCUUAUCCGUGGAGUUAAAUCCAGGUGUUUUGUAUAAAUUCAUGCUCCCCAUGAAGGAAAUGCCAGACAGUAAAGCGGUGAUUGCACCGCCACUGCUUGUCGCAGGAACGAAUGAUCAGGGCAACGAGAUACCUAGUCCAGAUAGUCAAGUGACCGUGCGGGUACCUGUUACAAGAAUAUCAAAUCGGCGGAGCGAUUUAUCUCCAACGCGUCGCGAUCGCGAUCCGCACGACGGACGGAAGGAAGAGAUGAAGCAUCCGCCGACUACGGUGAUGGCGGGCGAUCAGCCAAAGUCAAAGACGACGAAGAAGAAGAGAAAAAGGAAGUUUGCUUGGAAAGUAGUCGGCCACGCUCCCUGCUCGAAGGAAUGCGGAGGAGGUAUACGUACGACGAUUUUAAAAUGCAUUCGUGAGAGUAAUCAAACGCUUGUCAGCGAUAAACGUUGCCGCAACGUGGAAAAACCGACUCAUCCUCCCCCAUUGCGAUGCAAUGAUCAUCCCUGCGCUGCCAGAUGGCGAGCCGAACAAUGGAGCGAAUGUUCGGUCACUUGCGGAAUCGGCGUCAGAACGCGAAAUCUCGAGUGCGUUCAGGAGCUGAAUGCAAGAUUGACAAUGCGCGUUGCUGCCGGUGCGUGCAUUCAACCGCCAGAUUUAAGCACUACGGAAGCUUGCAAUCUGCCCUCCUGUCCCAACGCGGGCCCAGAACUGAGGCAUAUGCCCUCACAAUACGACGCACCCAGGUGGGAUGUGGGCGUUUGGAGUCCGUGUUCGACGACAUGCGGUCGUGGAACUCGAAAUCGAACGGUGACUUGCAUAACGCCCGGAGAAUCCUGCUCAUUAGCCAGUAAGCCGGAAUCCCAAAAAGCGUGCGAGAUUACAGCUUGUAAUGAAGCAACAGACGUGGGACAUCAUGCACCCUGGCUAUACUCAGAAUGGUCUUCUAAAUGUUCCGCGGAAUGCGGAAAUGGUUUGAAAAUCAGACGAGUGGCAUGCGCUGACGGUAGCGAAUUAUUUUGCAAUCCCAAAGAGAGACCGGACACGGAGAUGCAUUGCUUUGAACGAGGAACGAACUGCGAUCGAGCCAAGUGGUUCGCCGGCCCAUGGACUUCCUGUUCUGUCUCGUGCGGUAUCGGCAUGCAACAUCGAGAUAUCGCUUGCAUAGUUAGAACAAAUGAUGAGUUUGUCGUAUUAUCCACGAAAAAUUGUAGUGAUCCGAAGCCAAUGACCAAACAAGUUUGCAGAGUUUCGGCAUGUUCGUCGGAAUGGUUCACCUCGAAUUGGUCGACGUGUUCAGCAACAUGCGGGAUCGGAGUACAAACACGACAUGUACGAUGCAUCGUCGAGGGCAUUAGUAGCACUAAUUGUUCAGAAAUUAAUAAACCAAACAUGGAACAACGAUGUAACUUGGAGCCGUGUAAAAAGGAGCUGCCAGUAGCGAGCAAACCACCGAAAAAAGUGCACGAACCGUCCGAGUGCGUUGACAAGUAUCCGAAUUGCGACUUAGUAGUAAAGAACGGUUUGUGCCGAAUUAAAUAUUACAAGCACUCAUGUUGCCAAUGUCGCCAGUAGGCAGCAAUUUUGCGCCGUUUAUUCAAAAUUUUAUAAAUACGAAAUUAGUGUUCAUGAAUAAAAUAUAAAUAUCAUGUCACACAGGCAAAUUAUGCCGAGCGUAAGACUGCUACAGAAAGACGAUUUCUUAUGUAUAGUUUUACUAAUGCGCGAAUUCGUAUUACGCGUUUUCUUAUGUAGUCGUGCUUUCUUUUGCCAUAAGAGUAAUUCUCAUAGAAUGCAACAUUUUUUUUAUUUCAAAGAAAGUUUCAAAGAAAUCGACGAAUUUAGAACGCGUUUAUUUUUUUGUUUUAAUUUUUCAUUUUAAUUCUACGAAUUUUCAAACUUUUGGAAAAUAUUGAAACUAAGUAUGCUCUGCUGAUUGAAACAUAAAUAAAUGAAACAAUGAAACAAUGAAAUAAAAUAAUAAAAUAUA